Psilocybe cubensis is the source of this 882-nucleotide messenger RNA. RefSeq lists its product as uncharacterized. The transcript has 5 exons. Lineage: Eukaryota; Fungi; Basidiomycota; Agaricomycetes; Agaricales; Agrocybaceae. The record is from RefSeq and is a predicted model, not a curated record. The coding region runs from base 1 to 882 and encodes 293 amino acids.
AUGUUUCGACAUUCGUUUUGUUCUCCAAAAGAUCUUCAUCCACCUCUUAUCAAGACUUGGGCGAUGAGCAAUGAAGAGUCGAGUACUCCGAACCCUCUUCAAGCUCCUCAAACACCUAUUUCUGCUGAACGUUCUUCAGACAGAGGUUUGGCAAGGCCACUACCAUUUGGGAAAAUCAAUACCGCCAAUAUUUUACAGCGUGGUACAACUUGGCUCUGCCGUCUUGCAGCAUUCCUAUUAGACGCACCAGUUUAUCCAGGGGCAAGAAUAUUUUUCUACUACUUUCGCUACGUCCGUGUGGAAGGGAAUGAUGCUAUGGACACAAUCGACAACUUGGGGACCAACAAUCUACAUAUUGUCAGUACAGCAUACAUGCUUAAAGUGGAGAACAUGUUCAAAGCAUGGGAGUCCAUCAAACUCGCAUCUUUGUUUUUGAUUGGUACAGCACCAGUUAUCCUGCAAAUCGAACCCGUGUACAUGAAUUUGGUCCCCCGCAUGUUCACUGUAUCCUCAGGACUGUUCGCAGUUGCAAGCCUCGUGUCCAGUCACAUAUAUCUUCAGGCCAGAGACCGCUUCAUCAAAACUCGGAUCAUGGAAGAAACGUGGAGGAGUUCUGCAAUGGACCCCGACGCCAAGUUUUGGAAAUUGGUCGCAUUACCUUUCGCUUUUGUGUCAUGGUCUGGCAUCUUCUUUUUGGGCACAGUUGCAUACUUCAUUUGGGGUAUUGCUUUUGCUCUGAACCCAAUACCUGAUGGGGCAAGUAAGCGGGAAAAAGGAGUUCAAUACGGAGAACUUUUAUUGAGCGCUACAUUUGUAUCUGCCAUUCCGAUGUAUGCCUUCUAUAAGAUAUACAGCGCCAUGAAAGAGAUCCACGCAAAGUGA